This is a messenger RNA of Strongylocentrotus purpuratus (purple sea urchin), 2480 nucleotides long. RefSeq lists its product as uncharacterized. Gene Ontology annotation, biological process: regulated exocytosis. Gene Ontology annotation, cellular component: lysosomal membrane; trans-Golgi network membrane. The record is from RefSeq and is a predicted model, not a curated record. Lineage: Eukaryota; Metazoa; Echinodermata; Echinoidea; Camarodonta; Strongylocentrotidae. The transcript has a single exon. Bases 481 to 1026 code for a protein of 181 amino acids.
CCUGCGUACGCCACUGGUCAGUGCCUUACAAGAAAGUCACAUGUCCACGUCCACGCAAAUCGAAAAUUCCCUAAUAAUACACAUGACCUGAACCUUUGAUCCAUGAUACCUCGGUCACACCACCAAACCCCGCACCAAACUUCACACCGGUUCGGUGUGUGAUAGUCUGGUGUUGGUUUCCUUGGUGUGAGUGGGGCAUAGUGCAUUGCACCUCCGCUGUAUGUAUAAUGGUCUUGUUUAUUUUGGCAUGGCCUAUCGGACAUGACAUACUGUCGUCUGCAGCCUAUGAAGUUUGAAGCGUUUUGUUCAUCAGUACAGCAUGCAUAUAUAAAGCGGAAUCGCAAAUUUCUGCUUAGUUCAUUAUAUGCACGAUUACGGUUGCCUCCGAUCCUGUAGACAUUCAGGAAUCAAUAUACAGUCCAUAUAGAGUGGAAGCUUGACAUCAUUCCUUCUUAAUGUUACUUUGAACUAACACUCAACAUGUUCAGUAGCAAGCAAUGGACAAUUAUGAUACAGGUAUCAGCGAGCGCGUGUUUUGUGAUUGCUGUUCGCUAUGUCUUCAAAGAGAACUUCGCAAGCUUCCCGCCAGAGCUUUCUGAUGGCGAACGUUUCAAAUUUGUCUUUCGCUGUCUGGCCUUCUCCUCCCUGCCUCUCUUUGCCGCCGUGAGAAAAGUCGCCAGUGUCAGAUUCUCCAACAUGGAGACCCUUGGUGCGGAUCCCAUAGCUCCUGUAGCGCCCUCUCAGAAGGCCUUCAAGAUUGCCGAGAGGGUUCUGCAGAACACCCUUGAACAGACCCUGCUGCACGUAAUGACGAUCUUGGCACUCGCUUCGAGCGUCGUAGUGGACCAGCUCUAUAUCAUUCCGUGCAUGGUUCUGCUCUUUUGCAUCGGUCGUUUUGUCUACUACGUUGGGUACAGCUACGAUCCGUUGUACCGGGGUUUUGGAUUCGGGACAACCUGGAUACCUACGUUGAUUGGUUUUUCCUACGCUCUCUUCAUCAUAGCCUCACGUGCACUCUUCGGAUAACAUCCUCACCUGAUAAACAUUGAAAAUAAUUACCACGUUGAUCACUGGCAAUUUGAAACUUUAUAGAAUUAAUAAUCUUAAUGCGCGGCUCGUCAGCCGAUGCCAUGGUAACGAAUAAAUGCAUCAAUAGAAUCAUGUAAUGCUGAGGUAUAGAAACAUGACUGCUAAUGGCUCUGUGUAGGCCUACAGUGAAUAUAUAAUGUUAAAGCAUUAUUGUGAUUGAUACGAUCUUUUACGAGCUCAAAAAAGAUAACUUAGAUUCGUUCCCUUUUCCGUGAGUCCCGAACCAAAAUUGUGACAACUUUAAAAAUAGAACUAGGAAGUGAUCGAGCAAAUUGUGGUUAAUUCUACAAGACACGGUGCAGAUUAUAUACAGAUCACUUCACUGAAUAAUUCACAAUGAGCUUUAUUCUGCUUGAAUACACUUAAUCUUAGAUAGCCUAUAGUAUCUCGAUCUUUUUUUGUUUAGUUGACCAUUAUAUACAUAGCACUCGUCCACCGGCAUAAGGAUACGUACACUUUGAACAGGUCUUUACACUGAACAUUGUAUUUUACUACACGAAGGUAAUUCAUACGUUCUUUGAAUUAAUUCUGCAUUGGAUGAGGCAACAUAAUCAACUUCUGCGUCAUCAUAAUUGUAUGGUCCUUGAUAGAAAUUGAUAUAUGAAAUAUAUGAACUUUUUUUAGCAUUACUGUAAUUUUGUUUGCCGUCCAGCAUCAACUAACGACAUGUUUCAGAGCAAGUUCGUGACCAUUUGUAUAGAAAUCGCAAUUGGCAUUUGUUUUGCGAUCUCUACCAGUUAUGUCUUCAAACAGAACAUUUCGAUCUUCAAGUUCAACAUCCCGCCAGAUCUGCCGGAUUGCGAACGCUUACUGUUUGUCUUCCGAUGCCUUGCUUUCUCCGCCUUGCCCCUCAUGGGUGCCGUUUUCAACGUUCUCCGCUUUCGAGGCAAGAACUUUGAAGCCCUGGGAGUCGACCCCAUAGCCCCUGUGCCGCAUUCUCUCAGGGGAUUCAAGACUUCCAACAGGAUUCUGCAGAACACUCUUGAGCAGUCUGCUCUGCAUGUAUUCGCAGUCUUGGCUCUUGCUUCGUGCGUUGAUGUGGACCAGCUCUUUAUCAUCCCGUGCCUGGUCCUGCUAUUCAACAUUGGACGCCUUUCGUUCGCUGUUGGAUACCACUACAAUCCUCUCUACCGUUCAUUUGGAUUCGCCGUUACCUUCUUUCCAACCGUUGCUGGAUUCGCCUAUGGUCUCUUCACCAUUGUAUCCCGUGGACUCACCAUCUAAUUAAUCAUCACACAUAGCAUGCUUAUAUAUAUUAUUAAACCAAUCAUUAUAGAAUGUUACUAAAUGUAUUUGUGAUGUCUUGAUACUUGAAGGUAGAACAUUGUGAUUUUUUUGAUUUUUUACUUCCCGGUGCCAUUGAUAGAAUCACUCAUAAUGCAGUCGACAUU